AAUUAUCGUUUUUCAGCAAUCAAUGAAGUGGAACGGCCGUCCCGACAUAGUGUAGAAGACUUCCGUCUGUUCUCACUGUAGCGCGACCUCCUGCUCAGUAGAAUCUUGCUUUCUUGCCAUUCGAUGUCGGCCCGGAGGUGUAGCGGUGUGAUGAUGCGGAGGAAGAGUAGCGAGGGUCUGCUCGACACUGCGGACGACCUGGCGGAAAAACUCGACUGUCUCGGCGACAUAUUGGAGGAGAUCGACCAAAAAUACAACGAGGCUGUUGAGGUAGAAUGUGCACAGGAAGCAGAGAGCGGCACCAACGUCCGUCUGUACAGAAGACUGAAGGACGGUCUGGAGUCAGCAAGGACGCUGAUUGGCUGUCUGAGGCGGGAAAAAUGGCGGCUGAACAGACGACGAAUGAGUGUUGAGCUGAGACUGGACGAAAUGGAGGAUUACAAGACACACAUCAAGAAGGAUAUGAUCUCUUUACAGUCAAGUCUGAAUGACACGGUAGAUGUUCUGAGCCUGCGCAUUGUUCAGCUUGAGAAUGAUUUAGUUGAACAACAGGAAGUACAGGAGGAGCUAGAAGCAGAGAGAGCCGAUCUCCAGAACCAAGUGAUCCGGCUCGAGCUUAAAUGCAAAGAUCUGGAAGAAGACAAAAACAUUUUCCAGGACGAAAUCAGGUCAAUAAAAAGACAACGAUCUAACGCAUCACUUCAACUGGAAAACGACGAACUGCUCUCCGACAUUGAAGUGUUACAAGAGGAAAAUAAAAACCUAAAAGAAAUGAUCCGCGCCUUAGAGGACGCUAAUAACCCCAAGAAUCAAGAUGGCGGAUCUGAUUUGCAUGGAUACAAAAAUUUAAAAAACAUUGAGAACAAUAACAAUAAACUUCCCCUGAAAGUGUAUGGUUCCUUUUUAAUUAACGAACAAAAUGAAUCCACGGAUCUGUGAUAUGUGAGUUGUGAACCUUUUCGCGUGUGUUCGAAGUGUAAACUCAUUUGACAAGCCAUCCAGUAAAUCAUUUCGAGCACUAUCAACAGGAUUCUCUGAGCAUGCGUACUAUACGUGAAAAUUCCCAGGGAAUACAUGGAAGGACCAAUCCCUGCAUAUCAUCGUGUCCAUUAUUUGGAUGAUUUUUUUCAUGGUUUCAUUAUACACUGUUCAAUAUGGUACCGAACAAAAACAAAAAUGGCUCAGACGAAACCAGCAUUGUACAGAUUCUGUUUUGGAAAUCUACGAUAUUAUAAGUAGCUAGAUUUUCACCCCGUAGAAAAUUCACACAACAUUAAACAUUGCACGGUUGUUUUUUUUUCCUGUCAAUAAUGUUUGAAUCUGGUGUGAUUUAGUUGGUUAUUGGUUACAUUUGACUAGUCAUGUUAAAUGGUUAUUUGUAUGAAAUAAAUAUUUUUAUA
Saccostrea cuccullata (small rock oyster) is the source of this 1400-nucleotide messenger RNA. Its product is annotated as coiled-coil domain-containing protein 6-like. NCBI's taxonomy places the organism in Eukaryota, Metazoa, Mollusca, Bivalvia, Ostreida, Ostreidae. Bases 124 to 939 code for a protein of 271 amino acids. The record is from RefSeq and is a predicted model, not a curated record. The transcript has 5 exons.